Molecule: messenger RNA, 8529 nt
Organism: Rhineura floridana
Lineage: Eukaryota; Metazoa; Chordata; Lepidosauria; Squamata; Rhineuridae
Gene: TRPS1
Product: transcriptional repressor GATA binding 1
Exons: 7
Coding region: 555-4442 (1295 amino acids)
Biological process (GO): regulation of transcription by RNA polymerase II
Cellular component (GO): nucleus
Molecular function (GO): RNA polymerase II transcription regulatory region sequence-specific DNA binding; DNA-binding transcription factor activity; zinc ion binding
Source: RefSeq, a predicted model, not a curated record
AGUCAGCGGGGGUCAAGUUCAGCAGCCGAGGAGAAGCACAAGGGAAGCCCUUCCCCCUUGCACUCCCUCUGCCCCCCUCUCCACCCCGCAACAAGAAAAGAACUUCUAAAGCUGCCGGUGUCUUUCCGGGCUCCCCUCCCUUCGUAUGUGCAUAGCUCUGAUUUAAUUCCCCUCCAUGUAGGAAAGGAAGGGGGGGGGGAGAGAGAAAAUCCAGAGGUAUUUUAUCCCAUUUGACUUUUUUUUUUUAAGUUUUGCAAAUCUUGCAUCCAAAGAGCGGACAAACCCUCCAGAGUUUUUGCACCUUUCUGAUUUGUUCCUAGAGGAAAAAUCUUUCUUUUCAAAAGAAAAGAGAAAAGAUUGGGGGAUUGUGACAAAAAUCCCGGCUCAAGAGGGUGACCAUCAUGAAUGUGCAGAUCAGCUCUCAAAAUGUCUUCCGUGUCUUCCGUGUGCCUCCUAAGCCAGUUGCGUUAGCCCUCCUGCUAGCUGACUAAUAGAAUUAAUAACUGUAAAAGCAAAAGCAAAAAACAAAAACAAAAAAAGCAUUCUAGAGCCACAUGCCUUAUGAAGUCAAUGCUGGGUAUGAUUUUAAAAAUAUGGUCCGGAAAAAGAACCCCCCUCUAAGAAACGUUGCUAGUGAAGGUGAGCCCGAGACCCUCAAGUCGCCGGGUAUUGCAAGUGACAAUAUUGAAAGGCAACAAGAAUUUUCUGCCGGUCAGAUGCAAGGAAACGCAAAGCAGGGUGAGGCUGCGGAGCAAACUGACAAGGAGGGGUUUUGCACGCAUGUCCCAGAGCCAUCUUCCAGCACUAAAAAGGACUUGAAAAACUCAGCAACAAGCGAAAAGGCUGGCUUCAAUUAUGAAAGCCACAAUAAGGGAGGAAAUGUUCCAUCCUUCCCUCAUGAUGAGGUGACAGACAGAAAUAUGCAGGGCUUCUCAUCUCCAGCUGUUGGGGGAAUCUCAGAGUCCUUGAAGUCUCCUCUCAGAUCAGAUGCAGAUGACACCCAAGAUGUGGUCUGCACUCCGUCAGGAGAUCUGAUGGAGAAAAGCGAAGAGCAUUGCACAUCGCCAAAAUCUACAGAUGAAACAGCGCAUGUGCAAAGUGGCCAACCCGAGGGCCGAGGUUCGAGUCCGGCUUUGGUGGCGUCAAAAAACCCACAAGUGCCUUCAGAUGGGGACUUAAGACCAAGCAAAUUGAAAGCAGAUUUGCUGGCAAACGAGAACCCUGAUAUGGCGCCUCUGUCUCCAGAGCUUCAGGACUUCAAAUGCAACAUCUGUGGCUACGGUUACUAUGGGAACGACCCCACAGAUCUCAUCAAACACUUCCGCAAGUACCACCUCGGGCUGCACAACCGCACGAGGCAGGAUGCUGAGCUCGACACUAAAAUUUUGGCGCUCCACAACAUGGUGCAGUUUAGCCACUCCAAAGACUUCCAGAAAGUCAAUUGUUCUGUGCUGUCAGGGGUCCUGCAGGACAUCAAUUCCCAAAGGCCAGUCCUGCUAAAUGGGACUUACGAUGUGCAGGUGACUUUAGGUGGGACCUUUAUUGGCAUUGGACGCAAAACUCCAGAUUGCCAGGGCAACACCAAGUAUUUCCGUUGCAAGUUCUGCAAUUUCACCUAUAUGGGCAAUUCAUCAAUGGAGCUGGAGCAACACUUCUUGCAGACCCACCCAAACAAGAUAAAAUCCACUGUUCCUGCCUCUGAAUCCAGCAAAGCAUCAGAGAAGAACUCAGGCAAAUCCAAUCCUGCUGUUCGAUCAUGUGAGGCUGCAGAUCUGGGAAAGUGGCAGGAUAAGAUCACCAUAAAAGCAGGAGAUGAUACUCCAGUUGGUUAUUCGGUGCCCAUCAAACCUCUUGAAUCCUCAAGACAAAACGGUACGGAUGCCUCCAGUUACUACUGGUGCAAAUUCUGCAGCUUUAGUUGUGAAUCAUCCAGCUCGCUCAAACUGUUAGAACAUUACAGCAAGCACCAUGGGGGGAGCCAGGCAGGGGGCCUUCACCCAGAUCGGAAUGACAAGCUCUCGAGGGGGUCGGUCAUUAAUCAUAAUGACUUAGCCAAAAAUUCAGAUGGAGAGUUAGCAACAAAGACCGAGAAGGGCUCUAGCGUGGCCAAAAAGAAAGACUUUUCCAGCUCAGGAGUGGAGGACAACGUGGUGACAAGCUACAAUUGUCAGUUUUGUGAUUUUAGGUACUCUAAGAGCCAUGGCCCAGACAUAAUAGUGGUGGGGCCUCUUCUUCGUCAUUAUCAGCAGCUACACAACAUUCACAAGUGUACCAUUAAGCACUGUCAGUUUUGUCCCCGAGGCCUCUGUAGUCCAGAAAAGCACCUUGGAGAAAUUACUUAUCCUUUUGCUUGCAGGAAAAGUAAUUGUUCCCACUGUGCUCUCUUGCUCUUGCACUUGUCUCCUGGGAUGCCAGGAGGCUCCAGAGUCAAGCACCAGUGUCACCAGUGCUCUUUCUCCACCCCCGAUGUAGACGUUCUCCUGCUUCACUAUGAAACCACACACGAAGCCCAGGUGUCUGAAGUCAAGCAAGAAGCAAAUGCCCUGCAAGGGUUGGACGGGUCGCUGAGUGUCAAAGAAAGCAAAGAACACAUGUGCACCAAAUGUGACUUUGUCACUCAGGUAGAAGAGGAGAUUUCUCGACACUACAGGAGACUCCACAACUGUUACAAAUGCCGCCAGUGCAGCUUUACAGCUGUUGAUACUCAGUCCCUCCUGGAGCACUUCAACACUGUGCACUGCCAAGAAAUGGACAUCACCACAGCCAAUGGGGAAGAUAGCCACGGGGUGGCUGCUGCUCUUAAGGAAGAGCCCAAAAUUGACCUGAAGGUCUAUAGCCUGAUGAAUGCAGACCCCAAACUGGGAGAGCCCGUCUCUGAGAACAUAGUGAAGAGGGAAAAGCUGGAUGAAAAGGAAGUAUUAAAGGAGAAAUGUUGGCCUGAUGGGUCCAGUGAUGAUCUUCGUGGUGCACCUUGGAGAGGAGUGGACAUUUUAAGGGGAAGCCCUUCCUUUACCCAAACAAGCUUGGGCCUUCUGACCACAGUGUCUGUUGGCCAAGAGCAGCCAAAGCCCUUAAGGGAUAGUCCAAACGUAGAAGCUGCCCAUCUUGCACGGCCUGUUUAUGGCUUGCCUGUCGAGACCAAGGGGUUUCUGCAGGGGGUACCCCAAGGAAGCGGAGAGAAACCUGGACCACUCCCUCAGCCAUAUUCUGGAUCUGGUGAUAACAAAUCAAAGGAUGAAUCUCAGUCCCUCCUAAGGAGACGUAGAGGCUCGGGUGUUUUCUGUGCCAAUUGUCUGACCACAAAGACCUCUCUCUGGCGAAAGAAUGCAAAUGGAGGAUAUGUAUGCAACGCGUGUGGUCUCUACCAGAAGCUUCACUCGACUCCGAGGCCUUUAAACAUCAUUAAGCAGAACAACGGUGAGCAGAUCAUUAGAAGACGGACGAGAAAGCGCCUUAACCCGGAGGCACUUCAGGCUGAGCAGCUAAACAAACAGCAGAGAGGAAACAUUGAGGAACAAGUCAACGGCAGCCCAUUAGAUAGGAGGUCAGAGGAUCAUUUAACAGAAGGUCACCAGAGAGAAAUCCAGCUUCCCAGCCUGAGUAAAUAUGAAGCCCAGGGUUCAUUGACUAAAAGCCAUUCUGCUCCGCAGUCAAUAUUGGUCAGCCAAACUCUGGAUAUUCACAAAAGGAUGCAACCUUUGCACAUUCAGAUAAAAAGUCCUCAGGAAAGUACCGGAGACCUAGGCAAUAGUUCCUCUAUAUCAGAAGGAAAAGGAAGCUCAGAGAGAGGCAGUCCAAUAGAGAAAUACAUGAGACCUGCUAAGCACCCAAACUAUUCGCCACCUGGAAGUCCCAUUGAAAAAUACCAGUACCCCCUCUUUGGGCUUCCAUUUGUCCACAACGACUUUCAAAGUGAAGCUGACUGGUUGAGAUUCUGGAGUAAAUAUAAGCUGUCCGUUCCCGGGAAUCCACACUACUUGAGUCAUGUGCCUGGCCUACCAAAUCCUUGCCAAAACUAUGUGCCUUAUCCCACCUUUAAUCUGCCUCCUCAUUUUUCAGCUGUCGGAUCCGACAAUGACAUUCCUCUAGAUUUGGCGAUAAAACAUUCCAGACCCGGGCCAACUGCAAACGGUGCCUCCAAGGAGAAAGUCAAGGCACCGCCAAUGGUCAAAAAUGAAGGUCCCUUGAAUGUAGUUAAAACGGAGAAAGUUGACCGAAGUACUCAAGAUGAACUGUCAACCAAGUGUGUGCACUGUGGCAUUGUCUUUCUGGAUGAAGUGAUGUAUGCCUUGCAUAUGAGUUGCCAUGGUGACAGUGGACCUUUUCAGUGCAGCAUAUGCCAAUACUUUUGCACGGACAAGUAUGACUUCACAACUCACAUCCAGAGGGGCCUACAUAGGAACAAUGCACAAGCUGAAACGAAUGGCAAAUCUAAAGAGUAAAAAUGAAUAAAAUAAAAUAAACCUUAGCACUUAGCACAAUUAAACAGAAAUAGGUUUCCUUGAUGGGAAUUCAAUAGCUUGUAAUGUCUUAUUAAGCACUUCAUAUAGCAAGCAUGCCUUAUCCAGUAUACAAUCCUUCAUUUUUUUCUUUCCUCCUUUUCCUUCCUUUAAACAAACAAAGUUACAAAGAAGGAAAAGUAAAAUGGAUGGCAGCUGGAAUGGGGGAGGGGGUUUAAGGGAUAAUCACUCGGGACCCGUCCACCAAAACUAUACAGAAGACACUAUAUCAGGGCAAGUAUCUUUGGGGGUGGGGAGGAACCCUAAUCAGAUAACUAAUACUUUUUGUUCUUGUACAAGAAACGUAGCUGGCUAGUAUGCAAAGAUGUAUAAUGCUGGAGCAGGUGUACAGUAAUAUAUGCACACUGUAUAGCGAAAUGGACUUGUUAAAUAAACGGAUGUCCAGAAAUCUAGUAGUAUUUUUUUUUCAUUUGGGUUCACUUUGGCCUUAUUGGAACAUCCAACAGCAUUCAUCAUUUCUACAAUCUGGAGGCAGUAGUUUUCUCCAGAUGUCACUCACGCUAAACCAGCUGGUAGCUACUAUUUUGAUGGCUAUACCUUGCACUCUACAAAAGUACACCCCAGUCUCUCAAGUCUAGAGCGACAGUAGGUUGAAUAGGUACCUUCAGACUCAGGAACAAUCAUUAUGAGCAUUCAAAACCAUGAACGCCACAAUGUAAUGUUCCUUCCCUCUCAAUCUGAAAACAAUUAAAAAAAAAUAUCUCAGGAAAUAUGAAAGUCAAAUGAGUCAGGUCUCAGAAGAAGAAAAAAUGUAGGCAACUCCUUCUUUCCAACCUGCCUCAUAAGCUUCAAAGGAUAUGUGAAGACCCUUUAAAUGACAAUUGUGCUGGUCUUCAUAAAAUUCAAGCUCAAAACAGGCCCUGGGUUGCAUACUACAUCUCAGGAGAUUCUGUUACAUGCUUUGGCCAAAAUAUAGGUUUAGGAGUAGCAUUCUGUAGAAAAGUACUCUGCCUGACAAUGUGUCUCUUAUAUGGAACCUCCUUUACAAACUUGAUGUGCAUAGUAUUCAUGUUUUGCAUUAGCUCUUCUUUCUAAAUUUUGCUUCAGGGUAGAGUGCAUGACUCGCUUUUCCAAAGGCCUUUGGUUAUUUAUAUGUAGUGGUCAGUCCCUUCACUAGACAUAGCGCCAGCUUUUGCUGGGCGUUGUUGUUUUUAAAACUUUAAAGAAAACGGGGAGGGGGGAAGCUUUUGUAAAACUAGUCCAUGAAGGGAAAGCUCCUCAGCAUAACUGCUCAGGGAAAUAGGUCUAAAUAACUCAAUAUUCAAUCAUUGCUUCAAGGUGCUGUUAGCCAAGCCUACAUAAGAUGCUACAAGGAUCUACAAAGGACGGACUUCAAUUCAUUUGCACGAUCUCGGCCCAGCCAGUAGUUAUUAUUUUUUACGAAGGGAUAUACAAAGAGAUAUUACAAGCUACUGGAUGCACUGUCAGAUUAACUUAUUUCAUUUAAGAAGUUGGGAGAACAAAUAGGGAAAAAAACUUAUUUUUCUAGUAAAUAUUAAUGUAUUACAUUUCAAAUAAUGGUGCCUGACAUAUUGAAUAAUUAUUUUCUACAGUGUACGUAUGCAACAAAGAUAUUCCAUCAUGCAUAAGAUUCAGCGCUGGCUCAGCCUCGCUCUGUUUACAUUUGCAAAUGUAGCAAACAAGGUAAUGAAGCAACUUUCUAUUGCAGUAGGUCUCUUAUUUGUGUGUGUGUGUAUGUGUGUGUGCGCGUGUUUGCAUUAAAAUUGUAAACUAACAUGAAAUGAAUGGACUUUGUUGAUAUUAAUGAUAUGCAGGGGAGAAGAAGAUGAAAAAGAAGGAGGAGGAGGAAAUGGAAAGAAGGAAAUAUGAAAAUAUUUUUAUGCCUACUUAGGAGGAAGCGAAAGGGUAGCACGAUUCAUUCCAAGUACUUUUUGUAUUCUUAAGCUCUUAACUCACAUUGUUAUGCUUAAAAUGAUAAACAUAUAUCCUCUUUUUAUUGCUUUGUCUAUGUUUCAGAUGAAACAUUUCAGAGAUUAUGUCGAGAGGUGCCAUAUGACUCCUUGGCACGGAAGGUUUUUAUUGCAUUCUGUAGUUGCAUUGCACUCCCAUUUUUACCAUAUUACACAGUCGCUUCGUUGUUUUUGUUGCGUUGGGGCUUUACUUCUUUAUUUCGCAUUGCAGACUCUUUAGUCCCUUGAGGUUGUGGAGUACAACUGGUUCCUGAAUGUUGCUGCGAAUGAGGUUUUAAAUCAUCUGUCUGAUAUCCCAUUGCCCAUCCCUUUUCUACGCUCUUUGUUUUCUUAAAUGUUCUAGGAAAUUGGGAAGGGCUGUAGCUCCGUGGUAGAGCAACUCCUUUGUACACAGGAAAGCCUGAGGUUGAGUCCCAGGUAUCUCAAGGUAGGGCUGUGAGAACCCCCCAUCUGAAACCCUGGAGAGCCACCGCCAGCCAGUGAGUAGACAGCUUCCUAUGUCCUCAUCAAGAUUUUCCCAGUUCGGAAAGGUAUGUUAAAGGGCCAUUUUCUGAUCCAACUGACAUGCUGCCUACCACAAAUGCUCAUGUAAUUAAAACUAACAUUUAACGUGGGUCGGAUGCAUCAUUUUCUGAUCUAGAAAAUGAGCAUUUAAAAUAAAAUAAAUGUGACCAGAGCUGCGAAAAGAGAGAGAGGGUAACGGAGGCUGCAAUCCUAAACACUCUUACUAGGGAGUAAAACAAUGGAACAUACUGCUGUGCAUACAAUCAUACCACAUAGUGCCAUCACAAAAGGCAAGGAAGCCAGGCAGAAUACACAUGAAGGGCUACAAUCCGAAUGCUCCAAUAAACCUCCCUGUACGCAGAAAACUAGAGGGUCAGGAAAAUGGAUUCUAGCCCAGCUUUCUCCCUGACAUGCUGUUUUUCUAAAUGUAGGAAGCAUUUUGUGUUUGAAAACGUUCAAACAUGCACUUCUCCCACCACCAUUCUGAGAAGGCUCAAACCCCAAAGCACUGCUACCAUAUGAUUCUUCUCUCCUAUAAGAGACUAGAAAGGUUCAGACGCUUUCCCAUGUGUUGAAAAAAUAAAUUGGGAUUAGCCGUGCCCACAGUUCACUGACUAGCUACUUUCCCACAGUCUGCAUUUGGCAAGUGUGUCAAGGAGCUUUAUGCUUGUACUGAUAUAGGACUCCUUCCCCCAAGGGGGUGGGAACCCCGGCCCUUCGCACACUGGCUGAACACGGGGCAGUGAGGGUGUCACUGCAAGGAGGGCAGGGCUAACUUGUGCGGUAUCAUAACCCUCCCCCUUCUUAUAGGUUCUUUCAAGCCCUUAUUAAAAUAUCUGGAUGUAUCCAGUUCUGGUUUCUUGUACUGCAAAGUCCUGUUACAGUCUCUGUAGCCCAAGACAUGAUGGUACUUCAGGGAGAAAAUGAAUAGCGCCUUGUCCUUACCACUAACUGAGAUGAAAUACAACCCACCAGGACAUUCUGCUGCACACUGCUGUGCUUUUUUUUCAAUGAGGAAGCUGUAGACCUCCCAUUGGAUUGUGAUGUUUAGGUUAAAUCUCUCCCUCAGUUUUCUACCCUGAAAGGCACGUAAGAUUCACUCCCAUUCAUAGAAUCAUAGAAUAGUAGAGUUGGAAGGGGCCCAUAAGGCCAUUGAGUCCAUCCCCCAUUGAUGACUGCCUCCAUUGGGUUUCUGCUAGGGCUGCCUCUGUACUUUUUCUAGAUCUUUUUUCCUCCUUUGCUGGAGAGGGGGAUAUAAGAGAGCAUCUCGAAAUGUCAUCAUUUAUGGGAUCAGCAAAAUUCACCAAUGGAAGUCUUGCCUACAGAAUGAUGUCAUGUUCCCAAGAGAACCCUUUAAAUGUAUAGCUCUGGAUUGACUCUAGAAUGCUCAUAGCUGUUCUGUGUUUUACGACACAUGGGGUAUUUUGUUUUGCUUUCUCUAUUUGUGCUUUCCAUCUCCACCCCAAUUUUCAUAAUGCAUGUUCAUUUCUACUCACAAACAUGUUCCUGGUGUAUUUCUUAUGCAAACAAUUCUUCAGGCAGCAAAAAGAUGUCUGUUACAUCUAAACUUGAAU